AUUUAAUAGAAUCACUUUAUUUUUAUAAUCAAGUGAAAGGUUUAAACACAUAUUUUGAUUCGGCGAUUUUUUAUUGUGUUCUCAUUUCUAAGUAUUAUUGAUAGUUCUAUUGGAAUCACUAAAUGUGUAGUAAGGCAUUGGCAAUGGACGAUUCUGAGAAUUUCAAAAUUCUUGUUGCAACAGAUAUACAUUUAGGUUUUGAAGAAAAAAAUUUAAUUAGAGCUGAUGAUACAUUCAAUACAUUUGAAGAGGUAUUACAGUUAGCAGUUAAACAUAAUGUUGAUUUUAUCUUGUUAGCUGGUGAUUUAUUUCAUGUUAACCAACCUUCAGUAACAUGUAUAGAACGAUGUAUUUCACUGCUACGUACUUAUUGUUUGGGUGACAAACCUAUAAAUAUGGAAUUUGUAAGUGAUCAAGCUGAAAUAUUUAAACAUUGUAAUCAUCCUAUAGUCAAUUUUGAAGAUCAAAACUUAAAUGUUUCUAUUCCUGUUUUCUCAAUUCAUGGAAAUCAUGAUGAUCCAUGUGGUUAUAGAGAAAUAUCUUGUAUGGACCUUUUAAGUUCAGUAGGUUUAAUUAAUUAUUUUGGAAAACAAACUAAUCUUCAAGAACUUAAAAUAGCUCCUAUACUUUUACAAAAAGGAUCAAAUAAAAUUGCUCUUUAUGGUUUGAGUCAUAUCCGUGAUGAAAGAUUGGAGAGGCUUUUUAGAGAUAGAAAAGUACGGAUGUAUUGUCCACAAGAAAAUGCAGAUAAGUGGUUCAACAUAUUUGUAUGUCAUCAAAAUCGCGAAAAGCGACCAGGUACCAAACAUUUAUCUGAAAAUGUUAUUCCGGACUUCAUUAAAUUGACUAUCUGGGGACAUGAACACAAGUGUUUGAUUGAUCCAGUUCAAAGUCGAUCUGGUUAUAUUAGCCAACCAGGCAGUACAGUAGCAACAUCUAUGUGUGAAGGAGAAUCUGGUAGUAAAUAUGUUGGGCUACUAACUAUCAAAGAUCUUACAUUUAAUAUGGAACCAUUAGAACUGAAAACUGUUAGACAGAUGCAUUUUGAAACAAUAAAACUGUCAGAGUGUGAUGAAGAUGUUAGUACUUCAAAAAAAACUCAGGAAUUUAUAAGACAAAAAAUUGAAAAUAUCUUACUGGAUUUAAGUCUCAAACGUAGUGGUCAUCCCAAACAACCAAUAUUGCCGUUAAUAAGAUUGAGAAUUGAAUAUACUAGUGAAACUCAACAUUUUAAUGGUAUUCAGUUUGGUCAAGAAUAUCAAGACCGUGUUGCUAAUUCAAAUAAUAUGAUAUUAUUAAGAAUGGAGAAGAAAAAUAUUGAAAAAAAACCUAGGUGUAUUGAUGAUGAUGUUCUUGAAAAUAUUGUGAAUGAUGAAGAAACGGAAAAAAUUGAACAUAUUGUAGAUCAAUAUUUUAGAACUACUUCUGACGUGGACAAACAAUUAGAACUAUUAUCUGUUAAUGGUAUGGCUGAAGCAAUUGAUUGGGUUGUAAAUAAAUCAUUUCCAGAGGCCAUAGAUACUGUUGUAAAACAUCAAAUGAAAAAAGUAUAUGAUUAUGUGACUAAACAUGAUGAUGUCUGUGAAGAAAAUAUAUCGGAGUAUAUUACUAGUUAUCAUAAUGUUCAAAUUAAAAAAUCUACAGAUGAAGCUUGUGAUAUCCGUAAAGUAUUGAGUUCCCAAAUAAAAACUGUUACCACUACUCAAUCAAAUGAAACUCAACAUAAUUCUGAUAAUGAAUCCAAAAAGUCUGAAUCAGAUGAUGAACAAAAAAUUCUUCUAUCAUCUACAAAAACAUCUAGUACUAGAAGUAGGGGAGGAAGAGGUCGUGCUGGUAGAGUUCCUAAAAAUUAUACUAGCGCUAAGGGCAGAGGAAGGGGAACUAAACUUAGUUUUUAAGAAUAAAUUCUUCAAUUUAAAUUUUAACUAUCUUAUUUUGGGUAAAUAAUUAUGUUAUACCUGUAAACCGUUUUUACAGUUUUUUAUUUUGAAUAAUCCUGCCGGCAAGUAUGUAAUAGAAUGUAACAAUUACAUAAUUAUUAAAU
Messenger RNA from Sipha flava (yellow sugarcane aphid), 2044 nucleotides. It is a transcript of the gene mre11, whose product is annotated as double-strand break repair protein MRE11. The record is from RefSeq and is a predicted model, not a curated record. NCBI's taxonomy places the organism in Eukaryota, Metazoa, Arthropoda, Insecta, Hemiptera, Aphididae. Gene Ontology annotation, cellular component: Mre11 complex; nucleus. The transcript has 10 exons. Gene Ontology annotation, molecular function: manganese ion binding; DNA endonuclease activity; 3'-5'-DNA exonuclease activity. Bases 123 to 1898 code for a protein of 591 amino acids. Gene Ontology annotation, biological process: meiotic DNA double-strand break formation; mitochondrial double-strand break repair via homologous recombination; double-strand break repair via nonhomologous end joining.